CUGGCGGCGGGCGGGACGCUGGGAGUUGUGGUUUUCGGCCGGACUGGUGGGCGCCUAAGGCGAAGGGGACGAGGCGAAUCAAGCCAAUAAGGAGUGGGGGGCGUGGCGAAUCCGGCCAAUAAGGAGCGGGGGGCGGAGCCAAGUGCGGCAGACACCGGCCGGUUUCGGGAGUGGAGCGGGGAGAGCCACCAACCAUGUCAACCGGUCAGGAACCUGUUUUCCCCGAGUAUGAGACUGACACCAGCCAGACGUCAAAGCUCUUAAGGAAAUUUAAAGAGACGCCGUUUGUACCUAUUGGGAUGGCCGGCUUUGCCAUGGUGGUCGGCUACGGGCUGUACAGGCUGAAGCACAGAGGUGAGAUGAAAAUGUCACUUCACCUGAUUCACAUGCGUGUGGCAGCCCAGGGCUUCGUCGUGGGAGCGAUAACGUGCGGUGUGCUGUAUUCAAUGUUUCGGGAGCACCUGAUGAAGCCCAAGGAGGAAAGGAAAACCGACUGAAAACCUCUGUCCUGGUGGUGGCCUGUGUACUGCAGCUGAAAACCUCAUACCGAGGGGGGGCUGAGGAGAAAAAAGAAUAACACAUGGUAUUAGAGAAUUGCCCUAUAUUGAUUUAGUUUUGAUACACUGUCUUGAAGCUGGCAGCUUAAAUGAUUGUGUGCUGGGGGAGCGACUAUAAGGGUCUGGUUCUGAUUGAUGCCACCAUAUCCUACAUUUUAGGGGGCACAGUAGAGCACAAUCGGUUUAUCUUCCCCUCAACUCAGUCCUAAAAUUGGUGACUCCUUUUUGGUGCUCUUGCCCAAAACCACAAAGUCUGAAUCAGCUUCUGUGAGGCCUCAGGCUGCCAGACAGUGUUGAGUGCUUUGCUGUCGUUUUCUAUCUUGUAUAUUUGUCAGCCUCCGGCUUUGUAAUUUAGAAGCUUCCAGCAGCACUAAAUGACUUCUAAAAUAUUGAGAGCGAUAAACAUAUUUUUUUUUUUAUUUAAGGCAUAAGUAUUUAGUACGUUGCAGAUAUUUAAAUGUUAUAUUUAUUCACUGUUAAUGAAGACACAGGCUCCCUAUUUUUACUAUAGAUUUUCAGACUCUUGGAUUACUCUAUUUUGUAACUUUAUUUAUGGUGUUCUUCUGAAUAAUGUUUAAAUGUAACAUUUAAAGUAGACAUUGUGGAAACUAAACCUUGAUUUGGUGUUCUAAUACUUUUAAAGCACAUGAUCUAGCUCUGGUUUUUGCAGUUAUCAUUCCCUAUAGGAUUUUAAAUCUGAAAAGCACCCGUCACACUCAACGAGGUGUUAAAACCCUUCUCUGUGAAUUGCCACUGUUAUUUUACACUCAAACCCCUUGUAUCUCCAACAGCAGCCACAAAAAUAAAUGUCUCGAUAAAGCCAGUUUGCAAAAACCUCCUUUUCUCCUAUCAGCUGACAUUCCACUGUGACAGUAUGAUGUGUCGUUGUAAUAAACACUGCAAGGUACAUACUGCAUCUCUGUGACAUUGUACAGUGCAGUGGGUGAUGAAAUAGGAAUAAAUGUGUGAGCCCUGGAGAUAA
Columba livia (rock pigeon) is the source of this 1539-nucleotide messenger RNA. RefSeq names its product HIG1 hypoxia inducible domain family member 1A (gene HIGD1A). Bases 195 to 497 code for a protein of 100 amino acids. The record is from RefSeq and is a predicted model, not a curated record. Lineage: Eukaryota; Metazoa; Chordata; Aves; Columbiformes; Columbidae. Gene Ontology annotation, cellular component: mitochondrion. The transcript is spliced from 4 exons. Gene Ontology annotation, biological process: mitochondrial respirasome assembly; negative regulation of apoptotic process.